Plasmodium gonderi is the source of this 747-nucleotide messenger RNA. Its product is annotated as ribosomal protein L9. Gene Ontology annotation, biological process: translation. The coding region runs from base 1 to 747 and encodes 248 amino acids. The transcript has 2 exons. Lineage: Eukaryota; Apicomplexa; Aconoidasida; Haemosporida; Plasmodiidae. Gene Ontology annotation, molecular function: structural constituent of ribosome. The record is from RefSeq and is a predicted model, not a curated record. Gene Ontology annotation, cellular component: ribosome; mitochondrion.
AUGUUUAGAAUAAAUGGUUUUUUGAACUUGCAAAGGGCGUUUAUGAGCUCAUACCUAAAUUAUAACAAAUACACAAUAAAAAGGAAAACAUACAUAGCAACCGUUGAAAAUAAAUACACCCAUGUAGUUCUACUAAAUAAUAUAAGUCAUAUUGGCGAAAAAGGAGACAUUAUAAAAAUAAAAAGAGGGUUCGCAAGGAACUUAAUUAAAGAAAGAAAAGCUGUUUAUGCUACUUAUGAAAAUAUUGACUACUAUGCUGAUAAGGAAAAAUAUAAAAGAACAGAACAUGUUGAUUCAAAAAAAGGUGUAGAGAUAAAAGAAGAUUUUGAAAAAUAUUUUACACAUUUGAAAAAUAUAGACGUAACUAUUUACCUAGAUGUAUACAAAUACACAAAUAACGUAUCAUAUGGAUUAUAUGAAUUUUUUAAUUAUAUUUCGCAUAAUUACGAAUUGGAUUUAACUUGCCAAAAUUUACAUAAAAUAAAUUAUUAUAAAAAUGAAGAAGAAUACAAAAAUAAUAUAUAUGAACAAAUUUUUUCAGACACAUCAAAUGACAAUGAUUUGAUUAUCCAGAGCAAUUUGAUUUUUAAGUAUACAGGAAUUUAUGUCAUUUAUUAUUUUCUUUUUAUCCAAAAUGCCAAGUUCUUAAACGAAAUUGUGUUUAGGAUUUCGUCCUUGCAGGAAUAUGAGCUUUUAAAGGAUGAAAAGAAGGAUAAGAAAUCUGAAAUAGUAUAUCGAAUAAAUUGA